This is a messenger RNA of Peniophora sp. CBMAI 1063, 1773 nucleotides long. NCBI's taxonomy places the organism in Eukaryota, Fungi, Basidiomycota, Agaricomycetes, Russulales, Peniophoraceae. The record is from the annotation of a GenBank genome assembly.
AUGAUUGGCCUCUCGUUCGUCCUGCUCGCAAUGGCGGCCUCGCUCACGGCGGCUACACCCACGCCCGAAGCGCGCUGGGCUAACAUGCAGGUCAAGCAUGCAUGGGAGCGUUUGCCUGCGAAGUGGUCCGCGCGCGGGCUACCGGAGGAUGGGACCACCAUCGACCUGCGCAUCAAGCUCAAGUCACACGACAGCGACGCGAUCAUCAAGGCGCUGUACGAGGUCAGCGAUCCCAAGAGCGCGAGCUACGGCGACCACCUGAACAAGGACGAGGUCGCCUCGCUCGUCGCGCCUCACCCCGACACUCAUAGCAUCGUCUCUGAGUGGCUCGAGGACCAUGCCAUCCCGGCUGACACCGUCCGCCCCGUGCUUCACGGCGACUGGCUCAUGCUUGAGGCCGUCCCCAUCUCCACCGCAAACACUCUGCUCGGCGCGUCGUACGAGAUCUUUGAGAACCUGGAGACGGGAGACAGGGUCCUUCGCACGACGUCGUACUCUCUCCCCGCGGAUCUCCACGACCACAUCUCCCUCGUGUCUCCGACUACGUUCUUCGGCGGCAUGCGCCCUAUGAAGACGACGUAUCAUCUGGAGCCCGAGGCGCCCAUUGUGAAGGAGGACUCGGCUCUGCGCGCGGAGGUUCUUUCUACGGGCGCUGUUCCGUCUUCUUGCGCUUCGAGCAUUACCCCGGCGUGUCUGCAGGCCUUGUAUAACACUACCGGAUAUACGCCUAAGGCUACUGAUGUCAACGUUCUCGGUGUUGCCGGAUACCUCGACGAGUACGCGAACUUCGCUGACCUUACGACCUUUGCGAAGAAGUACUUGACCAACGCUGCGGAUGCGACGUUCACCGUCGUACAGAUCCAGGGUGGUGGCAAUGACCAGAGUGACCCCGGUGUGGAGGCCAACUUGGACAUCCAAUACACCACUGCGGUCUCGUACCCCACCCCUCAGAUCUACUACAGCACCGGCGGCUCGCCUCCCUUCGACCCGUCCGAGGGUACGCCGACGAACACGAACGAGCCGUACCUCGACUUCCUCGAUUACCUUCUGUCCGCGGACACUAUCCCGCAGACCUUGACCACCUCCUAUGGUGACGAGGAGCAAACGGUACCGGAGGACUACGCCGUUGAGGUGUGCAACCUCUUCGCGCAGCUUGGCUCCAGGGGCACGAGUGUCAUGUUCAGCUCCGGAGAUGAGGGUGUUGGUAGCGACUGCGUGACCAACGACGGCACCAACACAAGGAAGUUCAUACCCGAAUUCCCGACCAGCUGCCCAUACGUCACGUCCGUCGGUGCCACCAACGGCAUCAACCCUGAGAAGGCCGUAUCCUUCUCUGGUGGAGGCUUCAGCAACUACUUCGCCACUCCCUCGUACCAGAGCAGCGUUGUAGCCUCGUACGUGAGCAGCCUCGGCACGACGUACUCCGGUCUGUACAACAAGACCGGCCGCGCGUACCCGGAUGUCGCUGCGCAGGGCGUCAACUUCCAGGUCGUUAUUGGCGGCCGUACUAGUGGGGUCUCUGGCACGAGCGCUUCGUCUCCGGCCUUCGCCGGUGUUGUGAGUCUCUUGAACGACUACAGGCUCUCGCAGGGCAAGUCCAGCCUUGGCUUCUUGAACCCCUUGUUCUACUCAACUGCUGCGUCUGGCUUCAACGACAUCACGAGCGGCUCAAACCCAGGAUGCUCGACCAACGGCUUUUCGACUGCAAAGGGCUGGGACCCCGUGACGGGUUUGGGCACGCCUAACUUCGGGAAGUUGCAGACACUCGUGUAG